Messenger RNA from Carassius auratus (goldfish), 1124 nucleotides. RefSeq names its product rho GTPase-activating protein 9-like. Gene Ontology annotation, cellular component: cytoplasm. Gene Ontology annotation, biological process: regulation of GTPase activity. The record is from RefSeq and is a predicted model, not a curated record. Lineage: Eukaryota; Metazoa; Chordata; Actinopteri; Cypriniformes; Cyprinidae. The coding region runs from base 237 to 1124 and encodes 295 amino acids. Gene Ontology annotation, molecular function: protein binding. The transcript has 5 exons.
UAAAAUAAUAACUCUGGUUUAUGAAGCCGCUCUCUGGUUGGCUGUUAUGUGUCACGUGACAGCACCCAAACAGCCACGCCCCGCUCUGAGAGUUUGAGCUCGAGCGCAGUCCGCUUCACCGACACCUGGAAUACAGCGCGCGUGCACAUGCAGCUACCGAUCAUGGCACUCACGUCGUCUCGCUCCAGUGGUGUCCUUGUCCAACGAUCACCCUCCGUGUGUCUCUGAGGGGAACCAUGCUGUCGGGAAGCUGGCACCGGGGAACCGUGAUCUCGGGGUCCAGGCUGGGCAGUACUGUGGUUCUGGAGGCUCAGUAUGAUUACUCGUACCGUGCCACCGACGGCCGUCUGGUCUCCAUACACGAGGGCGAGCGCUUUCUGCUGCUGAGGAAGACCAAUGCGGACUGGUGGCAGGCGCGGAGGAUCGGGGUCGGCGCGAAGGUCAAACCCAUAUAUGUGCCGGCCACAUACGUCAUUGAGCUGCCGGUCAGCCAGUCCCGCCCCUUGCUGCCCUCCAGCCAAUCAGCAUCAGAGAACUUCAAGAUGAUUCCACGAGGUUCCCUCACACCCUGCAUGCAAACGCAUGGCUCAGCGCCUGAUAAGCAGUUCUGUCGUUCCAUGGAAAACCUAAACUUCAGCAGUGUCUUGAUGGACAAACACGCCGGCAGAGUUUCAGCAGGAGGACGUUUCCCGACGUUACCCUACUCCGGUUAUUCAGCCUCGCCCUCGGGUCACCUCUCGGUUCCGGGCGUCCCGAUCGCCCGCAGCCAAAGCUCCAGCAACCUUCCCCAGAACCCAUACCAGAACCAGGCCCCGACUACAUCCUGCACCUGGAACAUGAGCACAGCCACUCACAGACACACACAGAUUUCAUCAUCUGCCUACAUUUCCCAGAGUUCCCUGUCAGAGCAGGGGAAGCGGCAGUGGGCGGAGCCUCCCAAGCCGUUGCUGGGUCAACGACCCCUGCAGAGGCUGCAGCUGUGGGAUCAAUACUGUGACUUCAGAACUGGACGCUGUUACUACAUCAACACCGUUACCGAGGAGCGCUCGUGGAAACCUCCGCGCCGAGCCCGCGAAAGCCACGCCCACCAAAACAAGCUAUCCAGUGCACUGUUGAUUGGCUGA